This is a messenger RNA of Aspergillus aculeatus ATCC 16872, 2028 nucleotides long. RefSeq names its product putative cell cycle control protein (Cwf4) (gene clf1). The coding region runs from base 1 to 2028 and encodes 675 amino acids. Gene Ontology annotation, cellular component: post-mRNA release spliceosomal complex; Prp19 complex; precatalytic spliceosome. The transcript has 2 exons. Gene Ontology annotation, molecular function: protein binding. The record is from RefSeq and is a predicted model, not a curated record. Gene Ontology annotation, biological process: mRNA splicing, via spliceosome; spliceosomal complex assembly. NCBI's taxonomy places the organism in Eukaryota, Fungi, Ascomycota, Eurotiomycetes, Eurotiales, Aspergillaceae.
AUGGAAGCCUCACGCGGCCCACCGCGGGUCAAGAACAAGGCCGCCGCGCCGGUGCAGAUCUCCGCGGAGCAGCUGCUCCGCGAGGCGGUCGACCGGCAGGAGCCGGCGCUGCAGGCGCCGACGCAGCGGUUCGCGGACCUGGAGGAGCUGCACGAGUACCAAGGGCGCAAGCGCAAGGAGUUCGAGGACUAUGUGCGGCGCAACCGGAUCAACAUGAACAACUGGAUGCGGUACGCGGCGUGGGAGCUUGAGCAGAAGGAGUUCCGGCGGGCGCGGUCGAUCUUCGAGCGGGCGCUGGACGUGCAGCCGACCUCGGUGGUGCUCUGGAUCCGGUACAUCGAAUCCGAAAUGCGCAACCGCAACAUCAACCACGCGCGCAACCUGCUGGACCGCGCCGUCACCAUCCUGCCCCGCGUCGACAAGCUGUGGUACAAGUAUGUCUACAUGGAGGAGACCCUGGGCAACAUCCCCGGCACCCGGCAGGUGUUCGAGCGCUGGAUGUCGUGGGAGCCCGAGGAGGGCGCCUGGAGUGCCUACAUCAAGCUGGAGAAGCGGUACAACGAGUUCGAGCGCGCGCGGGCCAUCUUCCAGCGCUUCACGAUCGUGCACCCGGAGCCCCGCAACUGGAUCAAGUGGGCGCGGUUUGAGGAGGAGUACGGGACGAGUGAUCUGGUCCGCGAGGUGUACGGGAUCGCCAUCGAGACGCUCGGGGAGGAUUUCAUGGAUGAGAAGCUGUUCAUCGCCUACGCCAAGUUCGAGGCCAAGCUGAAGGAGUAUGAGCGCGCCCGGGCGAUCUACAAGUACGCGCUGGACCGGCUGCCGAGGUCCAAGUCGAUGGCGCUGCACAAGGCGUACACGACGUUCGAGAAGCAGUUCGGCGACCGCGAGGGCGUGGAGGAUGUCAUUCUGUCGAAACGCAGGGUGCAGUACGAGGAGCAGCUGAAGGAGAACGCGCGCAACUACGACGUAUGGUUCGACUUUGCGCGGCUGGAGGAGACGUCGGGCGACCCAGACCGGGUGCGCGACAUCUACGAGCGCGCCAUCGCGCAGAUCCCCCCCUCGCAGGAGAAGCGGCACUGGCGGCGGUAUAUCUACCUGUGGAUCUUCUACGCGAUCUGGGAGGAGAUGGAGGCCAAGGACGCCGGGCGGGCGCGGCAGAUCUACAACGAGUGUCUGAAGCUCAUCCCCCACAAGCGGUUCACCUUCGCCAAGAUCUGGCUCCUGAAGGCGCAGUUCGAGAUCCGCCAGAUGGACCUGCCGGCCGCCCGCAAGGCGCUGGGCCAGGCGCUGGGCAUGUGCCCCAAGGACAAGCUGUUCCGAGGCUACAUCGACCUGGAGCGGCAGCUGUUCGAGUUCGUGCGGUGCCGGACGCUGUUCGAGAAGCAGAUCGAGUGGAACCCGUCCAACAGCCAGUCUUGGAUCAAGUACGCCGAGCUGGAGCGCGGGCUGGACGACACGGAGCGCGCGCGCGCCAUCUACGAGCUGGGCAUCGACCAACCGACCCUGGACAUGCCGGAGCUGGUGUGGAAGUCCUACAUCGACUUUGAGGAGUACGAGGGCGAGUACGACCGCGUGCGCUCCCUCUACGAACGUCUGCUGGAGAAGACCGACCACGUCAAGGUGUGGAUCAACUACGCCCGGUUCGAGAUCAACGUGCCGGACGAGGAGGAGGAAGAAGAAGAAGACGAGGAGGAGGAGCGGCCCGUCAGCGACGAGGCCAAGCGGCGUGCCCGGGCGAUCUUCACCCGCGCACACAAGGUGUUCAAGGACAAGGAACUCAAAGAAGAGCGCGUGGAACUCCUCAACGCCUGGCGCUCGUUCGAGCACACGCACGGCUCCCCCGAGGACAUCGACAAGAUCGAGAAACAGAUGCCCCGCCGCGUCAAGAAGCGGCGCAAGCUCGACGACGACCGCUACGAGGAAUACAUGGACUACGUCUUCCCCGCGGACGACCAGUCGGCCGCCAACCUGUCCAAGCUGUUGCAGAAAGCGCACCAAUGGAAGCAGCAACAGGCCGGGGGUGCGUAG